UCCACUUCCGCGAGAGUUUGAGCUCACGCCCUCGCGAGAGCGAACCCGAUUUCCUGUAGUGACAGAAAAGAUGGCGGAUCGGCUAACGCAACUUCAAGACGCGGUCAAUUCGCUCGCUGAUCAGUUCUGUAACGCCAUCGGCGUUCUGCAGCAAUGUGCUCCACCUGCCUCUUUCAGUAACAUCCAGACGGCCAUCAACAAGGAUCAGCCUGCAAACCCCACUGAAGAAUACGCCCAACUGUUUGCAGCUCUGAUAGCGAGGACAGCCAAAGACGUGGACGUUCUGAUCGACUCUCUUCCCAGCGAGGAGUCUACGGCGGCCCUGCAGGCGGCCAGCCUCCGUCAGCUGGAGGAGGAGAACCACGACGCGGCGGCCCGUCUGGAGGAGGUGGUGUACCGCGGCGACAUGCUGCUGGAGAAGAUCCAGAACGCGCUGGCCGACAUCGCCCAGUCGCAGCUGCGCACACGCAACGGAGCGCUGAGCCAGCCUUCGCCGGCCGAGUCCUGACGUCACGCCAUGGCCACCAAUGGACACUUUUUUUUGGUUUUGUUUUGUUGUUUUUUUUCCCACACGGCGAUUGUUUUAUUUUCCAAAAACGGGAAGAUCUCUCCACUGCCAAAUGUGUGUCUGGGAUGAACAACACUGGAGUCUCCAAUAGAGUUUAAAGUUAAAAGCAUUAUUUUGAAAUUCAUAGUUGAAGUCAUUCCAUUUCAUUUGGACAUUCACCAUAGCAACACGUCCUCUGUCUUAUAUAUGUAGAUUCCAGGCUGUACAUUUCAUUUGUUGUUGUUUUUUUGACAAUAUUCUGCUUUUUGACAAAUGUAAACACUUCAGUCUGCUUUGAAAAAGGUUACAUUGUAAAUAAGUGAUUAAAAAUACAGAGCAGCAUUUCCGUUAACAGCCUACACUUUAUUUUAGUUGAUCUCAAAUAUUUCCUGGAUCAGGUCUGUAAAGCAUAAUUUUUCUUGUCUUUUGUUAAAUGUCUCAUCACAAAAUAAGUAAAGUUAAGAUUAUGCACUGUUGUAAUCAUGGCAGUUUAGGGGGAUUUACACCACUUGAACACCAGGAGGCACUUUUGUAAAUAUAUAUUAAUGUAACGCCUCCUUCUGUGUGUGACAUCAUUGGGGGGGAAAAAAAUCAAGACAUGAGGAAGAGAACUGUUUAGCUCCACUAAUCUGGUUCAUCCGUGUUUGAUUUUCAAAAGUCUAACGGUGCUACGUUCAUCUGUUCGGUUGUGUUCAAGCUGCAUUGGGAUGGGCGGCCAUCAUGCCAUCCAGGAAGUAGAACCCGGAAUUAAACCAAACGUGUAAAUAA
Molecule: messenger RNA, 1315 nt
Organism: Gambusia affinis (western mosquitofish)
Lineage: Eukaryota; Metazoa; Chordata; Actinopteri; Cyprinodontiformes; Poeciliidae
Gene: med21
Product: mediator complex subunit 21
Exons: 4
Coding region: 71-508 (145 amino acids)
Biological process (GO): regulation of transcription by RNA polymerase II
Cellular component (GO): mediator complex
Molecular function (GO): transcription coregulator activity
Source: RefSeq, a predicted model, not a curated record